AUGUCUGACUCCAGGAACUACACCGUAGGAUGGAUUUGCGCUCUUGAGACGGAAUACGUCGCUGCACAAAGCUUUCUCGACGAAGAGCAUAAAGGGCCAGAGUAUGUAUCUCCUCAUGAUAAUAAUGAUUAUACCCUAGGCAAGAUUGGGAAACAUAAUGUUGUCAUCGCUGUUCUUCCCGAUGGAGAGUAUGGCACUUCAUCCGCCGCUAGCGUUGCAAGAGAUAUGCUACAUAGCUUUCCCAACGUCAGGAUUGGCCUGAUGGUUGGCAUUGGCGGCGGCGCGCCAAGUUCAAAACAUGAUAUUCGCCUAGGUGAUAUUGUGGUCAGCGCUCCUCGUCAUGGAGAGAGCGGUGUAUUCCAGUAUGACUUUGGCAAAACAAUACAGAACCAGAGUUUCCAACCAACGGGUUUCUUAAACCAAACGCCAAUGGUGCUACGGACCGCUAUUAAUGGAAUUAAAGCGGAGCAUAAGCGGAAAGGGCACCAAAUUGAACAGGCAAUAAAUGGCGUUCUCCAAGAGAGUCCUAGGUUAAGGAGAGACUAUAAGCGACCAGACAUGAACAGCGAUAGACUAUAUCUGAGCGAGUUCGUCCAUACGAAGGAAGAGGAGACUUGCGCAGUAGCAUGUGGUGAUAAUCCGUCCAGCCUAGUGCCUCGGAUUAAACGAACCGAGAGCGAUGAUAACCCAGCAAUUUUCUAUGGUACCAUUGCUUCGUCAAAUCAACUUAUGAAGGAUGCCGUGGCCCGAGAUAGUCUCGCGAAAGAGAAGGAAGUUCUAUGCUUUGAAAUGGAAGCAGCAGGGCUAAUGAAUCACUUCCCUUGCCUAGUUAUUCGUGGUAUUUGCGAUUAUGCAGAUUCCCACAAGAAUAAAGAAUGGCAAGGGUAUGCGGCAAUGGCGGCAGCUGCUUAUGCUAAAAACCUACUCUGUCGGAUUCCUCUUAAUAAGAUGGAAGCUGAGAAGAAGCUCUGCGAUGUUAUUUCUUCUGUAAAAAAUAGUUUAGAUGAAGUAUAUACUGCUACUCAAGACACAAAAGCUACAGUUCAAAAUCUGGAUCUCGAACAAAAGCGGGGAAAGGUUGAAUAUUGGCUCUCGCCACCAGAUCCCUCGACAAACUUUAACAAAGCUCUACAGCAACGGCAUAAGGGCUCUGGCCUUUGGUUUUUGCAAAGUGAUAACUUCAUCAAAUGGAGAACGCAGCCAAGUUCAUUUCUAUGGCUUCAUGGCAUCCCAGGCUGUGGUAAAACGAUCCUAAGCUCUACCAUUAUUGAGCAACUGGGUACUAUGCUACCUUCUCAAACGAUUCUCUAUUUCUAUUUCGAUUUUAACGAUACGGCUAAGCAAACACUUGAUAAGAUGAUACGUUCACUUAUUUACCAGUUUUACCAUAAUGAUGAAAAGGAUUCGCAGCCACUAUAUUCUCUCUUCUCAUCAUGUAAAGACAGACAGCGACAACCGACAACCGAAGAGCUUUGCAACGUGUUCUUCGAGAUGCUGAACCGAAUUGAAGAAAUUUGGAUCGUCCUUGAUGCUCUGGACGAAUGCAGUACCAGAAGAGGCCCAGCGAUAAAUGGAGUACUAUCAUGGAUCAGAGAAAUUUUGAACACGGAGCAAAGGAAUGUCCACCUUCUUGUAACAAGUCGUCCAGAACAAGAUAUUGAAUCUGAGAUAACUCAACAUUACCAAAAAGAUGACAUAAUUGCAAUCAAGAGUGGCCUUAUUAGCGACGACAUCCGCGCGUACAUCCAUGCCAGAGUCAGAGAGAAUCCUGGCCUCAAGAGGUGGUGGUCGCAUGUGGAAGUCCAAAAUGAGAUUGAGUUGCGACUUAUAGAGAAAGCGGAUGGAAUGUAA
Trichoderma gamsii is the source of this 1851-nucleotide messenger RNA. RefSeq lists its product as hypothetical. Bases 1 to 1851 code for a protein of 616 amino acids. The record is from RefSeq and is a predicted model, not a curated record. Gene Ontology annotation, molecular function: catalytic activity. NCBI's taxonomy places the organism in Eukaryota, Fungi, Ascomycota, Sordariomycetes, Hypocreales, Hypocreaceae. The transcript is spliced from 2 exons. Gene Ontology annotation, biological process: nucleoside metabolic process.